AUGACAUCAGAACUCCCUUUAUUGUCCGGAAAAGUGUGCAUUGUGACAGGAGCAUCUCGGGGUAUUGGUAAAGGUAUUGCCUUGAUGUUGGCCAAAGCAGGAGCCACAGUGUAUAUAACAGGUCAGUUCAACUUUAAACCCUUUUAGGAAAUUGUCUUACAGUAUGAUAAAUUAUCUACCCCACAAACAGUAGCCAACAAACUGUUUUCUACAUGAACAUAAUUAAAAAGCGCAAAAAAUUCUUUUUGAUAGGAAGGACCCUUGAUGCUACAGAAGGAAGGACUGGAUCACUACGGCAAACUGCUGAGGAGGUAAUAACAAUGUUCCACGAUAUAAUAUUAUUUUUCAGCGUUGGUUUUCCAGUUCAGGUCUUCACAAGAACAGCAUGCAAAGAAAGUUGUGUUUGACUGAUGCAUUUAUAUCGAAAAUGGUUGUAGAAUUAUCGAAGGAAAUACUCGUUAAGUUGUUUUUGAAAGAUUGUAGACGUGUGACGUAAAUUACAUGUAAGUGGUAAGGUAUUCCAGGUAAUGUCAAUCUGGUUGAAAAAAGAAAGAGUCCCUAUUAAAUAACGAGGUAAUACAAAAGUUUCUACCGGGGUGGGGGGGGGGGGAGAUUCCAAUGGGUACUGGCGACGAACUCCUAGUAAGGACCAGAAACAAAGCCAAUGUAGUCCUUGAUGAAGAAACAGAGAUCGCAGUAUUUCUGCCCAGGGUUAAUUCUAGAGUGCGGCUUUGUGAGAUUCAAGUCCACUUUUACGUAAAAAUGACAAUUAGGGUGUGGAAGUAAUCUGAAGUAAAGGGGCGCUUUCCAUUUAGUCAAAAUUUCUGGAAUUUUCGGUUCGGCGGUAAAUGGAACACGUUUCGUCGGUUCAUCCCACAGGAAAAUUCCCAGAAAAAGUGGAAAAUCUAAAAAGGUGGGCCCGUUUUCCCCGUUGGAAUUUCCGAACAGAAUGUCGUGUUCCAUUUCCGUUUCUCGUAGUUUGUACCAGUUCGAGGUUCACCGUCGGGCACCGCGACGUACCGGGGUUUAUGACCAAAUGGAACAACUUUUUACCAAUCGGAAAUUCCACUUUUGCUCCCACAGAAAUUUCCGGGUUUUUUUGCUAAAUGGAAAGCGCCCAAGAAUUCGAUUUUUUUAAAUCACAGUAGAAAUAACACCGUUUAAGUGUCUUUCAGGUUUUAAUAACACCCCCAUAAUGAGGGUACAGUGGGCUGCUGCCCCGUGGGGUAGAAACAAAGGAUAGGAUAGGAGAGCUUUAAAUGCAAUAUCAGGCAAAAGCAAAACCAAAAAUUAAUUUGCUUUGCGAGUUUUAAGAAACAGAGCUCAAAACACUAAGAGUUGACCCUGUCACGUAGGCUUAGAACUACAAUAAUUUAAUUCACCUCGAAUAAGCGCCCAUCCUUUGCAGAAAAAGUUAAUAAGCGCCCAGCCUCGAAUAAGCGCCCACCACCACCCCAGCCCCUCCCCCUCACACUCAAAAUCAAAUAAGCGCCCACCCUCAGCCCCCCCUUCCAGCUCCCACCCCCCACCCCCCGCAAAAAAACUUGAAUAAGUACUAAUAAGAGACCUCCCAGAAGACGGUGUUUUCGUCAGAGUAGUUUACAGGAGCCUUGCUUUGUUACAUUUUUUUUUACUAUUUAUUGUUUUGUUGCAAAAUAAACAUGCUACACUUGCUGAAAAUGGUGAAAAUUUAAUAAGCGCCCACCUCGAAUAAGCGCCCACCCUCAAGGUCCAAAAAUUUAAUAAGCGCCCAGGGCGGUUAAUCAAAUAAAUACGGUAUUUCUAAUUUUGUUCAUAUUGGAAUAUAUAGAAUUGAUGGUACCCUUUUCCAGUUUAUAUCUGAAAUGACCAGCCCCCUCCCCCCAAAAGCUAAAUGAUCGUCCCCAUCACAAGUACGCAAUUUCUAGGGUAUGCAUCCGCCGUGUUGUCUUAUUUGGUCGAGACGACUUGAUUGGUUCUGCCACAGGCAGCCCAAUGAUGAUCGUAAAGUGUUCAGUGACUCAAAAGAAAACUGUUACACAUGACCGCUUCAGGCGGGUCGUUUAUAACAAAGAGGAUGUUCUGAACCGUAGUUUCUCCUAAACGUUAGCGUUCGGUACGGAUAAAUACGCGAUACAAAUUUUACGUUGUGUACGGUAUUGUUUGCGUGACACAAGCGAUGCGGUGUUACGAAACGAUCUCCCAUCGCCGACUCAAUUCUAGGAUCAAAAUACAAAGGAUUUCGAAUAACUGUUUUACAUCAAACCACGAAGUCACGUUUUCCACGCUAAGCGAGAGUGUUUUCAGCAGAGGACAAAUAGGAAUGGUACUAAGCGAAUCCCUUGAGGGACUCCAUAUGUUACGUCCACCCAUGAAGAGAAUGGACUAUCAACGAGAACACUUUGGGAUCGUGACUUUAGUAGUGUGAGAACCAUGGAGAGUUCACGAAUGUCAAAUAUAUAGUAUUAAUUUAUGUUGAAGCUGGUAGUGAGGCAAGGCAGACUCGAAAGGUAAGAAAUCUAAUGAAACAGCGAUUUUAAACUGUUGUUGUUGUUGUUCUUUUUUAUUUGACUUUUUAGAUAGGACAAGAGAGUACCGGACAGUGUAUACCAGUGCAGUGUGACCAUGGAAACGAUCAAGAAGUCCAAAAGUUGUUCGAUAAAGUUAGCAAAGAACAAAAUGGACGGUUGGAUAUCCUUGUGAACAAUGCUUUCAAAGGAGUGAAGGUACAGUCUGUAAGCAACAGUCAGGCUGCAACAAAUAACAGAUGUAACCUAGUUUAUAUGAUGCACAGAUUAGGGAUAGCCGAAAGCUACAGUCAAAGCUCUCCUAACUGGCAAUCUUGUGUUGUGAAGUGGACAGCUCCACUUAUUUAAAAAACCAAAAUUUAAAACUUUCAUACUUGGACGUUCCAAGCUACCUCAGCUGGGGCAUAUAAUAUGACAGUGGUACACUAUUCCUGGCGCGAGUCUCACACCUGCGGAUCAGAAACUUCGAUCUUACGCCUGCGGACCAAUUUCUCACGGCCGGAGGAAAAAUAUGAACCACAGCCUUAAAGGACCCAUUUUCGAAAAAUGUACAAAAGUAAAAUAAACUCUAAGCAAUUCGAGAAAAGGAAAGUCUAUCUGAAUGAUUGUACUUUUCCCAGAAAUCAGUGGUUUUUGAAAAGAAAGCACCGCAACUGAGUUAUUUAGAACACUUCGAAACCCGGCGUCUUCUGAAAUCUUGGGACGACGUCUUACAGAUUUGAUCGGGUCCUUUACGAAAAAUCCUGAUACUCUAAGGACAAAAUUCUCGCGCCUUUGACUCAAAAAAGGUGGCAGGUACACUGCGCUGUACUUACUUAAAUUAGGGAGCUUAAACAACGACGACAGCGACGGCAACGAGAACGGCGAAAAAGCAACAGGUCUAAAACAACAUUUUUACUAAACAACAAAUUUGCACGUUCAUCACGCUUUUUUGUAGCCUGCGAAUACAUCCAGGGCGGAUAAAGGUUGGGCGGUGAAACGAGCGCUCCGCUCUUCAUUUAAUGUGUGAUGCGGAGUAGGACUGGCACGAGCGCUCUUUCCGCGCUUCCGAUGCGCUUGAAAGCCGGCGAAGUUUUCCUUUUUUGCAAACCGGAAAUCCUAUUUUCUUUCUGUAAUUUCACGCUACAAUGUUAAAUAGAUAAAUUCGCUUCAUAACAAUAUCAAUAAACAGUUUCAUAUGUUUGUGUCUGUACGUCUAUAAGUCAAACUUGUUGGUCGUAUAAUGCCAAAAUUUGAGUUUAAUUUGAANGACUGUCGCAGCCUGCAAUACGAUCUGAAGCCGUCUACGUUGCUCGUAUUAAGACGAUCCUCGAAAAAGUUAACAAAUAAUGCCAUUUAUAACAGCGAUCGCAGGCAUGCCACGUUUGUUUGACUUGAUUUCAGAAAAAAGCACCAAGUCGGUGUAAGUCUGCGAUGUGACGUAGCCAGUAACCAGAUUGCCUAGUAUUCCAUAUCUUAUGGACAUCAGGCCUCAUGCAACUGCAAGACUAAAACUGUCGACCAGCCUGUCUAUAGACACUAUGUGACGUAAUUUAGAGAUAGUCUACUUAUUUAUUUAUUUAUUUUCUUAUUUAUUAAUUAUAAUAUUAUAUAUACUUUUUUAUGACAGUCCGGCACGGUAGCACCCAUUAGUUUCCUAUUUGAUAUUCCUCCCCUAUUGGCCACAAACUGUUGCCUCGAAGACCCCGUCCACGCAAGUAUCCGGAUAUUUUUGAAUCCGCAACUUUUUCUUUCCGGAUUCGGCUUCCGUCCAUACGUAUUCGGUGAAUACCAGGGCGGAUAAAGGUUGGGCGGUGAAACGAGCGCUCCGCUCUUCAUUUAAUGUGUGAUGCGGAGUAGGACUGGCACGAGCGCUCUUUCCGCGCUUCCGGUGCGCUUCAAGGCCGGCGAAAUUUUCCUUUUUGCAAACCGGAAAUCCUAUUUUCUUUCUGUAAUUCCAGGCUACAAUGUUACAUAGAUAAAUUCGUUUCAUAACAGUAUCAAUAAACCGUUUCAUAUGUUUGUGUCUGUACGUCUAUAAGUCAAACUUGUUGGUCGUAUAAUGCCAAAAUUUGAGUUUAAUUUGAAAGUGUUGAAUACUUCCUCCUUCCACUAAAUAUCACCUAAUCGUCUUUCGCCGUUUCGUUUGCAAAGGCUUAACACUUCUUAACCUCAGUUUUUACAUAUGUUAAAGGGGGAUAAACUUUAUAUAACAUAACAAAAAAUUUGAUUGAUAUAUAUUGAUAUAGUGGCGUUGUACUUCUUCAAACUUUACUUCUCAGGUGCAACGCGCCAUGGCGAUUCGCGCAAUGCGUUGCAAAGCCGGCAACCGCUUGUAAACAAAAUUUAUUGAGGUUAGUUGUAAGGUUUUUUCUCCGUUUUUCUCUCUAAAACAAAACAAGGUAAACAGUAAAAACUGAUGGGAAACUCAUUUUGAAGUUUCGAAGAAACAGAAAGACAUGAAAUGUUUUUUUCAAAAUUAAAAAGAAGGAUGAUGGUGAUUGAAAUUAGCAUAAUUUCACCUUGCACGAGCUGCACGCAUUUAUAAUAUACACGUCAUCUAGUUAUGAAACACGAUCUGCUGUAUUUUUGCCAUGGAUGACAUGGAUGAGAUUUUCCUUCGUGUUUUAGACAGUACUUAGUUGUUUUGUUUUGGAAUAACAUCGACAUUGGCGAGUAGCAGAACGAAAAUAUAAUUCAGUGGUAAAGUCAUGAAAGUAUUAAAAGAAACCUUUGAAAGAGAUGUUUGUCCACUCCAACUAAACCUCCCGCAAAAAAUGGCAACAUUUGCCUCUCAGAGACAGCGUACCAGCACAAAGGAACGAGGAAGAAGUGCAAGAAAACAAAUCAAGCCGCCAUAAAUUCAGUGACAGCAGCAGUGUCUAAUGUACAAACCACAUCGCAAGCCCUGACCGAAGCCGAAUCCCAGUCCACUGCAUCACACCUUUUUGCUCGGACGCGCUCGUUUCACCGCCCAACCUUUAUCCGCCCUGAAUACAACCGUUUCUCCUCGCCCCAAGUUCAAGCACAGGUAACCCAGGCUCACAGUUUGUGUCACAUACGGGUUUCGUAACAUGAGUAAAUAUAGCGAACAUGGGGCGAAGUUUAGGUCUGGAAAUUUGCCAGAAAGUGGAAAUAAAAAUCGAUGAAAUUUACCAUGUGGCGAGUUGUUGUUGUCCUCAAUAUGCACCUGACGUUUCGAGAAAAAUAGCCUCUGCUUCAUCUUUACUAUGCUAUGUAAGAAAGAUGAAGCGCACUAUUUUCUCGAAACUUCGUGUGCAUACUAAGGAGCGAGGACCGAGAGACGGCAGUAUUCGCAUGCUGGCUUUUUUGGACAUUUCUUUGCCGUUGUUGCACGACUAUGAAUUUCUGAAUUUAGAUACAAUCCUUUACAAUCAACUUACGGAAAAUUCCGUAACAUUAAACAAAUUAUAUGAAAUGGAAUAAGAGCAUUAAAUAAGGUUUGAAACAGUGCGAAUAGCGACGACGUUUUCGCUGCCCUUGCCGUCGUGAUUGCUUAAGCUCCCUAAUAGCAGUGUCAUAGUUUACUCAAAAAGUGAUUAAUAUAUCGAAAUAUAUAUAUAUAUAAUAACUGUGUGUUAUUGACAAUUUUUGUGUUAUGGCCUAGGUACUGAAUGAAAAUGAAGAAAAACCAUUUUAUGAACAGGUAAGAAUCUCAAUUUAAUUGUCGUUGUUGAAGAAUUCUGCUUGGAAGACAUUUAAUUAAUAUGCAUCAUUUUGUAACUUUUUGUAACUUAGAGGGACGAUCUCUUGCACUUUAUUAACACAAAACUAAUGUCAUAAUUUGUUAAUGUCCAUCGUGCAUCAAUGCUUGUUAUGACAUCAGUUAGUACAUUUAUUUAUAUACUACUACAUGAGAAAAUUUCUGCAAUUUGAUGGCUUAGAGCAGUGGCAUUUCAGCUUAAUUUGAAAUACCUACAUGUGAAAAUUACAAAACUAUUGCGGGUAGUAGUAUAAACAAAUAAUAGCAUGAUCUCAUGCACUAUAAACCGUAUUUAUGGUGACGUGAUAUUUCAAAAUUGUCUCAAAUUUCACUCGCCUAACGGCUCGUGAAAUUACGUAUAACAAUUUCGAAAUAUCACUUGUCGUAUUUAUGCCAAAUAUCACUACAAAUCAUGCUAUUACCUAUACUAACUGGUCGGUGUUUUCCCUGCGGUUGUUCAAUGAGACUAACCGCCAAACAGAUGCGCCUUCCAAGGUUGGUUUCAAGUACAAGUUUUGAUUUAGAGGAAGAAGCAAAUAUCUAUCGACGCUGCUGGAAAGAGGGCCCCAAAAUUAGGAAACUUAUCAAGUUUAACGGUGAUACGUCCAAAGACAGCCAAGAUAUUGCUCCACAAAGUCACGAAAUUUUACAGACGUUUGUAUGGUGGGGGCACGAUUCCACCCUUGUUUCCUCUUCUUUCGUUUGUUUGGCCACAAUUAACUUGGUGUUAUCCUGAUUCUGAUCCUUUAGCCUGCAAACGUGUGGGAUGAAGUGAACAAUGUGGGACUUAGGUAAGAAAAUGAGUAUCUGAAGAACGAAAAAACUUUUCAGUUCAGAGAUGGUAUAUCACAUUAACAUUUUUGGUAUGUAAGGUAAUUCCCUUGUUUUGUACUACGCAUCAUCUACUGCGCGUAACUUUGUGAUAUUAAAGGUGUAGACGGUCAUUUUCACCGGCCGCCUGAAGAGAGGUAACAAAUGGCCCUUUUGUAGUCUAAAUAGUUUUCUUACAUUUUUUUGCAACCCCCGCCUCGCGGUUGCCUUUGCUCGCCUGAAAAACGCAAAACAACGGCUGUUCUGCCGCCUAGUUUCUUGGUUAGUUGAACUGUGACAAUUUUUUUGUAGAUAGUCAUUCUCUCAAGUCAGCCAGUACCUCAAGAAAUAUUGUUAAGGGAAAAUAUAUGCAUAUUCUCAAAGCUGUGCAGUAAGUCUUGCUGUUUUACUCUCAGUUAAUCGGCUGUAAUCUUUUCGCCCUCCUAAGUAUGUGGCGGUGUGGAUUACUCUCAAGGCGUUUUUUGCUAUUGAGUGUCUUAAAAAGACCGCUUGUCACGGAAAGGAAAACAAGCAAUGGUGUGUUAGGCCUUGGUAAGAUAAAAAACGUUGAUACCAACUUGCUUCUACCGAAAGGAGAAGAGCUCUUGGUCGCAUACUCGCAGGGUGGAUCUUAGGCACAUGUGCUCAUUGCAGCUCUGGACUUUAUUUCAUGUUUUUUGUUUCAACGUUCUUUGCAUGUAUUGUGCAGCUGUAGUUUAUCUCUCACUUCCAACCGUUUAACUUGAUGUAUAAUAGUCAGUAGAUGUUAAUGACUAGGUUACGGCAGCAAGGAGUUCUUUGUUAAUUCGUGUUCAUCAUCGGCAUCCUUUGUGUCCCUUUUCUCCAUCAAGGUCGAAUUACAUUGCCGCGUGGCAUGCAGCCAGGAUGAUGGUUCCAGCUAAACAAGGACUUAUAGUCAAUGUUUCAUCGUCAGGAGGAUUGACAUAUCUUUUCAACGUUGCAUAUGGCGUUGGGAAAGCUGCAGUAAGUCGCACAAGUUUACAUGCACUUAAAAAUGAAAGUGGGGUGUUAGUGGGGUUCUUGAAAUUACGACUUCUUAGCGAAAACUUUGUACCUUAAUUAAAAAGAUGUGUUUCGACUUCCGUCCUUUUCGAAGACUCGUCCUUCAGUAUUGGCUGGUACUUAAUUUUCAAAGGUGCAUAUUCAAGAUCAUCUUGAUUGCAUUGAUAAUCUCUUUGCAUUACUAUUUUUCUAAGAAUGAUCGAAUGGCCGCAGACAUGGCUGUGGAGCUGAAGGAACAGAAUGUGGCUUGCGUGUCCCUUUGGCCUGGAGCUGUGAUGACUGAAAAUAUCAGAGACCAUUUAAGUCAACCACAAGAUGAGAAGGUAAUUUGCAGGUUCUAUACUAAAACAUAUGUAUCCACCACUUUUUAUACGUUACAGAACGCUCAAGUGAAAAAAAAAAAACAUAAACAUCAAAAAACAAAUAGAGGGUGUCAAGGAGUUUCUUUUGGCCCAAGUUAAUAAGUAUAAAAUUUUCAUCUGUUGAUUCGUGCCCUCUUUUUAUCGUGUUUUUCUGUUGGACGGAGGGCGCUAAAUGGAAUCAUAAAAUUUGAACCCUCCUUCCGCUGAUAAGUCAGAAUCACCCUUAAAUGUACUUUUGUAGCAACUUAGGUUUGGGGUUACCAUAAAUCCCCCAUUAACCCCCCUCCCAUAACUGCAACUAUCGUGCGCGUCCCAUAUGGUUUCUAUCUGCUAUACCGAAAAUCUUUGAGAAAAUAUAAUUUCAUGAACUGUACUCCCAAAUUUCAAUGGGUGUCUCUCUCCUAACAUGUCUUGCUUUCUACGUGGCCACUUCUGUUACCCUGAACUUGUAAAGCUAACUCAUUAUUGGCGCAUGUCACUUAAUAGAGAGAUUUAGAGUCACGUUCACGGCAAACGGCAAACCUCACGAUUUUCCCACAAUAGAAAGUAAGCAGAUAUAAACUGUCUAGAACAAUUUUUAUGGAUUAUACUGGAGUGAAACUACAUAUUUGUUUGUAGAAAAUAAACAGUAAACUACAAUUAAGGGGGAAACUUGGUCAUGUGCAAAUUCACGUUUAACGUUUAACGUAAACGUGCCUCUAAAUCUCUCUAGUAGCAAAAAAGGAAACUUGUUUUAAUCGCUAUCGACUUGUCAAAAGCGUUUGAUUCCAUCUUCCUCAGCUUAUUGUUAGCAUAGCUGAAGGCGUAUGGUGUUGAUGAGUCAGUCAAUUGAUGCACAGGCCUCCCAGGCUCACGUCACGAGUGCGUUAUGUAACGUUGAACCUUACAUGUGCCGAACCUAAUUAUUAGGUUCGGCACAUGUAAAGUUCGACGUAUGAAUCAAUUAGGAACGGCACUUUUGUAUUUGGGUCGACUCUGCCGUUCUAGUCGACUGAGCUUGUCGAAUAGAACGGCAAAAGAGCGACUUCGAUUCAUACGUCGUGCUUCACAUGUGCCGAACCUAAUGCAUAAAUUAUGUUAACGUAUUUUUCAGUAUAACUUCGCUUCUGAUUGGCCAUUUAGUGGGUUUUCGCGCCUGUGCUGACAGAACUCACAGAAUCGUAACGACGGUUACGUUCUGGUUAUCAGCAUUCACGUUGUAGACUUUUAGACUGAAACUGGACAGCUUAUAACGGUCUUCUAAAAAGUUGCUUUUCUUUAUAUCCAUAAAUAAAGAAAUCGUAAUGUAAUUUAAAAUUUAUUGCGUUACUUUAUUUUGUCCAAAUAUCACGAUCACGAUCUCCUCAGCUGUCUCCUUGCCAUAACAGAGCACAAAUAACACUAAAAUCAAAACAAGAAUUUCCGGGCUUGGUGAAUUUUACUUUUCUUUUCAGUAUAUUUCCCUAUUUUAAGCAGUAAGGAUGAUAUUUCUUCUCGCCACGAAUUAGGUUCGGCACAUGUAAAGUACAACCGUCUGAAUCAACAGUCGAACCUAAUAGUUUGGGUCGACCUAAAUAGGUAUUAGGUUCGGCACAUGUAAAGUUCGACGUUUGAACCGGGCCGACAUACCGGAUAGCUUUUCGUGCUGACAUGAAAAGCUAUCCGGUAUUGUAUGAACAGCAAGAAGACAGAACUGGAAUCAGUCGUUCACACACAUCCAACAUCGUACUGUGCCGAACCUAAUUAUUAAGUUCCGGUCAUGUAAAGUUCCACGUAUGAAUCAAUUAGGAACGGCACAUUUCAGUGACUUUUGUAUUUGGGUCGACUCUGCCGUUCUAUUCGACUGAGCUUGUCGAAUACAAAGGCAAAAGAUCUACUUCGAUUCGUACGUCGAACUUCACAUGUGCCGAACCUAAUGCAUAAAUUAUGUUAACGUAUUUUUCAAUGUAACCGCGCUUCUGAUUGGCUAUUUAGUGGGUUUUCGUACCUGUGCAGGCAGAACUCACAGAAGCGUAACGACGGUUACCAGGUAUUAGGUUCGGCACACUCGCUUUGUCUAAUGUAGGCGAAUUUUCCUGGAGUUGAAUUCUCAAGAAAGAUAUUCAAGUCUAAAAAGAGAAAGAGAAAUUCGCCGUGGUAUGUUCAAGUUGUCGAUAAAACGUGCAAAGUUGUUGUUUUGGUAACCUAAACCUAUUGUUUUUGUGACGUUCUCGUUGUCGUUUCGGUAGUUACAUCUUUAACUCCCUAGUACUUACCUCCGCUACGGACCGAAUACCUGUCUGUUCACUUUUCAUCGAAUGCGAGAAUAUGCUUGGUGAAAACAUUAUUUAUUUAUUUAUUUAUUUAUUUAUUUAUUUAUUUAUUUAUUUAUUUAUUUACGAAGUGUGAACAUUGUCUCGGGAGCACCCAACGACUGUUUUCUGUGAAAUAUCUGUUCGGAGAAGUAAAAAUUGCCUAGAAUUUUCUAGAGAUUGGGGAAGGCUAAAAAUUUCUAGAUAACAGUUCCAUUCAUAAGUCAUUCAUGUACCAUUUUCGAAGCAUAUCUAAGAAAUUCCCUACGUUUUCCUAAAGUUCAAUUUUUCGCAUUUCAGCCCCCAGGUUAGGCUAUUCUAAGUAGGAAAAGGAAAGUUAAAAUUUUCGGAUUCGAAAAUGCGAUGGAGAGAGGAAUCAGAAAAAUUAUCUCUUUCGUAAAACAAUGACUUAAAACUGCAUCUAAAAUUUUCGAGAAAAUAAUUCUGAGACCCUUGUAAUUUCGAAAAGACUCAAGUUUUCCUAGGGUGACCGGAUCCGACAGAUACAAAUUUUAUAGCGCCGCUUAGAAUACAUUUCUAGAGUUUUCAAUGCUUUUAGGUGGAAACCGUCGUUGGGUGCCCCUGUAGUCUUAAUGCAAGAGUGUCCUACUUAGCGUACAACCCUUACUUCGAUUUACUCGGCUAACAUAAGUUAAAACUCGAGUUAAUUAGAAAAUAAUAAAGAUGAGUAAAACCAACCUGUGGGUAAUAUUUCACUUUGUAGAUAAGGAGAACAGCCAAACUUUUCGAAGAUGCCGAGGAUCCAACAUUUUCAGGCAAGGCCGUGGCUUGGCUGGCAGCAGGUAUUAUUACAGUUGAUUUUAAACAUUGCCCAUGUUGUUCAAGACCAACGCAAAAUACCAUAAUAUAGCAUAACGUGAACGAAGCCCAGUUAUCUCUAAUUCUGGGUAUAUAAUUGUGCUGUUAAAUCGUCCUUUAAACAACACGGCCCAGAUAGUUCAGGCUAUCCCAUUACGCGCUGGGUUUGACAGUAACCGGCUACGUCACGAUAUUUAAGCCAAAAGGUGUCUUCGUAUCAGUUGAAUUCCAAAAAUAAUGGCCCUGUUUUUUUAUUUGAUACUAUAUUUAGGCAUUGAAACUGUUUUCUAUCGUCUGUUUCUACGAAUGGCAUUGAUGAACAUGGAUUGAAACUUCAAAAAGUUGGGCCAAGUUUUUCAAACUUUAAUGCCCUGCCUGCAAAGAUCACCAGAAAAAUUAUUAUGGUGUUAGUUAAAGUUCCCUGAUAAAAUUUGUUUGAUGUCUUCUUCAUAACUCUACAGGAGCAUUUUGAGUAUGCGUAAAGACACUAGGUAAUGACGUCAGCACAGAACAAGUUGUCCUAAAACAGCAUUCAUUUAUCCUCGUGACAUAGCCCCUUUAAUUCUGCAAUUUCAGAUCCGGGCAUAAUGAAGAAAAGCGGUCGGAUUCUCAUAACAGCUGAGUUGGGGCGAGAAUACGGCUUCAAAGAUGUUGGAGGUUAGUCUUGUUUGGGUUUGGGCUUUUUUGCUCAUGUACGCUACUCUGUAUGCACAAACCAAAUAUGGCAGGAGACUUCCCACAUGUAUCCAAUCAACGCCAGCGCACCCUUGGCGUACUCGACAAAGACUCUGCGUGAAUCGAGUAAGAUCUUUGUUGAGCAGGCGCUGCAUGUUGCUAGGAUACAGUUUCAAACCCAGGCCUAAUAGCCGUGCGCUCGUUACAGCGGGCUUGAGGAUGAACAUCGGUUUAUCAAUAGACGGAUACUCGCACUCAAAAACCCAGUUUGACGAGAGAAAACAGAUUUACUAGUCCGAAAGUUCAGGUUGCGGUGACGUCAAAGACUUGACACGCUUCAGGCAGAGCCUCCUUUUUUCCCCCUCGAUCAAGAAGAAGAGAAAAGGAGCCGCUCUGCCCGUAGGGUGGCGCUAGCAUAGCCGGUGUAUAAUUAUUGAUGCUAGAGGCUUGUCUUUAAGGUCCAUAUUAUACCAUUCUUGGAGAAGUCACGAGGAACAACUAACUGUUUGUUGACUUGUAUAAAGCUUAAAAGUGACGUCUUUGUUUGGUUUUUGGUGUCAUGACACGCGUGCUCGUGCAUUCACCUUAUUCCCUGAAAUCCCGUGGAGGGUCACACAUUGGUUUCAGUGGCGGAUCCAGGAGAGGCCCGCCCCUCCCCCCCAUAGUUUUCGACCAAACUGAGGCGCGAAGGGCCGAAAAAAUUUUUUGGAGACCGCCCCCUCCCUUAUCUUAGGUCUGGAUGCCCCCCCCCCCCCUCCCCCUUCUUGCAAGAGGUAAUCAAAAUCUUAUUAGUAGCAAGUCCCUUGGUCUAACUCCAAAAUUGUGAACAUCAGUUUUAUUCAUUAAUGUCCUUCCAUUCUUUUAGGAACCCAGCCAUUGUCGAUUCGACAAGUGAAGAAACUCGUCUCCUAUUUCUACCCUUCCGUGUCGUGGAUGAUUCCUGAGUUUGUUUAUGUUCCUCGCUGGUUACUGGCAGCGGGCGUUCAUACGUUUUGA
Porites evermanni is the source of this 13165-nucleotide messenger RNA. NCBI's taxonomy places the organism in Eukaryota, Metazoa, Cnidaria, Anthozoa, Scleractinia, Poritidae. The record is from the annotation of a GenBank genome assembly.